AUGCCUCGACUCGUGCGCCGCAAACCGCUUCUUCAGCGCAUCUCGGCCGUGCUGAACCCGAUGGAUUCCUUGCUCUGGUUGUCGGAAGAGCUGGAGACGCGCGACUGGGACUCUGAGAACGCGGGUACGCAGCUCGGCCUUGGGCUGAAUUUUGUCUUUCUCCUCGCGCGCGCAAACUCGGGCUCGGCGCAACCGGCGGACGACGUUUUUGGCGGCGAGGACAAGUCACUAUGGCUGUCGCUGGUGGUCAACACUUUAGUUUGGGGUCUGGGUGUUUUUGCAGUCACGAAUGGCGUGUACACUCUAACGCGGACUCGCAAGUAUAGGAUGUUCGAGGCCAACAUUGAUGUGCAGCCCGGUACGCCCUCGGCUCGCAGAGUUCAGGUGCAGGGCUCACCGGCUUCUUCUUCGCCUCUUCGAUUUUUGACUAGCAUGAUUACUCCCGACACGCCAGAGAGCAGGGCCCAUCCCGACAAGAAACGAGACGUGUGGGAGCUAGCGGUCUGGGAUCCCCUACCAAUCUCGCUGCGCUUGUUUUGCUUGUUCGGGCCAGCGCACGUAUUGGUGUAUAUCAUGUUUCUUCCUCUUGCUUCGCUGGAUCCCCGCCCCAGCAUUACGGUCUUCAACACUCUGGUUCUUCAGGCUAUCUUAUCCGCGCAGUUGUUGCUCUUCUGCUCCAAGUUCGCGCAGCAGGGCAAGGAUAACUCCAUUAUCCAGAAGGAAGUCAUGCACGAGUACGAUACGAAGUUUGUCCACCCAUUGAUGCAUCCAAUUGUCCGCGAUGUCGGUGUUCAGGUAUCCACGGACGCUGGCUCGAGUAUGGAGGAUCUUGUCGAUACUGGCACGCCAACCACGCUGAUCCGACGCUCCUUCAAGACGCAUAAGAAUCCACACAUUGACGAAGAAGAGUCUGCGCCACUUCGCCCCAGCGCUGUUAAGCCGAAUCUCUUCACACCAUCCGGCCGUCGAUCGGACUCAUUCAGUCCAAUGCCGACUAUUCGCAGCUCAGACUCCGUUGCUACUCAUGUUUUGGACAGCAAUCUCGCGAGAGCAGACCAUGUGCUUCGACUGCGAAAACAAGCACGUCAAGAACGAAGAGCUUUGAAAGAAAGCGGCGAUUAUCUCGGAGUCCAGGGUGUCAACCCCGAGACGGGCCGCAUGGACGUUGAGACCCCAACAGAUAGCGAGGGGAGCCAGCUAAGCCCAGUACCACCAAUUGAGGAGCAGGUGCGACCGAAACGCAUGAUUGUUACUUUUGAUGAGAAGGUGACUGAAAAGGAAAAGAAAAAGAUGUUACUCAAGGCCCGCGAAGCAGAGCUCCGCCGCAUGGAAAAGAGUAAGAAGGAGGCUGAAGAGUUGGCUAAUCAGCUCAUGUGGCGGCGGCACACGAAGGAAUGGUCGAUUGUCAAGGACCCGGGGGUUGACAGUUUGCCGCGGAAGCAAACUGCAAUGUUGGCUGGUUUGUACUACUUCCCGAUCUGA
Cordyceps fumosorosea ARSEF 2679 is the source of this 1482-nucleotide messenger RNA. RefSeq lists its product as hypothetical. The transcript is spliced from 3 exons. The record is from RefSeq and is a predicted model, not a curated record. The coding region runs from base 1 to 1482 and encodes 493 amino acids. Lineage: Eukaryota; Fungi; Ascomycota; Sordariomycetes; Hypocreales; Cordycipitaceae. Gene Ontology annotation, biological process: maintenance of rDNA; regulation of exit from mitosis.